UAUACACAUACAAAUACAUGAAACAGUGCGAAGCAGGAAUUGCGUGUCAAAUUUAGUUUUGACGUUUGUUGACAUUUUUGUUAUGGUCAAACUUAUAAUAAUGACAAGAUAAUUAUGAACGAUGCUUCAAUUUUGGAAGAAAUCCGAUCAUAAACAAAAACGAAAACAAAGUUUAACAAAGGGAUCGCCAAAAAAUGGUCAGCUACCUACACGGCGAAAUGCAAAAUUAGGCGAUGACAUUGUUGAAAUUGAUGAACAGAAUGGGCCUUAUAAACCCAGAUCCCGUCUCUCUAAAACUCUUCGUGAAGUGCUUAUUGACAAAGAUGCACUUGGCUACUUUAUUCAGUUUAUGGAUUCCAAGUCAGUAGUAGCAUUAAUUAAAUUUUGGUUGGAUGUGGAAAGUUUUCGAUCCGCAGCCACCUGUACUGAUGAGAAUGAUGGAAUGCUUUUAUCACCUGAAGAUCGUUCCAUAAUGAGCAGUAUGUCAGCAGAUUUAAAUUCACCUAUAGACCACUUCGAUGAUGUUUUUGAUUCCAUAUCAAUAAAAGCUGUAGAAAACAAUUGUAGUAAACCUGUAGAUUAUAAAAGUGAGCAGUGCUUCUUAAAGAAUGGUAACAGAAAACGCAGGACAUUAUCUUGUCAAUCUGAUAUUUCAAAGGUUGAGGAUGAUAAUGUUUCAGCUAGCACGGAUUGUGAUUCUUUGUAUCUUACAGGAGAAUCGGAAAAUGAUAAUAAAUCUACUUAUAAAACCAUAGAAUCUGAAAAUGAGUUUACAUCCUCAAAUAAAAUAUUGGGUUCAGUACAUUCUUUGCAAGCGGAUGUGUUUCAAACUGGUCGUGGUGCUCAUAAGGAGUGCGCUAAUGGAUUUGAUUGCAUGAAAUUGGAAAUCAAGCGCACAUAUUCCGUACCUCAGGAUUUUGAAGACAAUCAGCUGACACGUACAAUAUCUAUGAAUAGUCUUAAGAAACGAAAAGAUUUCUAUUCUAGCAUUCAUCAAGAUGCUAUGAGAAUAUCAAAAAAGUAUAUUUGUGAAAAUGCUCCUUAUCAUAUAAAGUUACCAGAUACCAUUCGUAGUGAAGUAUUAAAUAAAAUACAAAGUAAUACUAUUGAAUCAGAGAUGUUCACACCUGCACAAGAACUUGUAUUUAUGCAAAUAGAAAAUAAUUAUUUUACACACUUUUUGAGAAGUGAUUUUAACACAAAACAUCAAAUAGAUGUACUGACAUCAGGUAAUGUGAUUUUAGAAGAUAUAUUAUUCAAUGAAACAGCUUUGUUUCAUUUUAUGGAAUAUUUAGAACAAGAAUCUCCAGUGAAUCGUGAUUUUAUAGAGUUUUGGUUAUCGGCAGUUAAUUUUAGACAAACUGCUCAUUAUGAUAAUGAACAAAUGCAAAGUGAUGCCAUGACAUUGUAUGAUAAAUAUUUCUCUUUGCAAGCUCUAAACCCUUUAAAUUUGGGAGAUAAAGUUCGAUUUCAUGUUGAACAAAAUAUCUGUCGAGAAGAAGGACCUGCAAUUACAUGCUUUGAUUUACCUUUAAAAAUUUUUGGCCACAGAAAGAGUGGCUCUGAUGCCAGUAGCGAAAUAAGUGUAACAAACUCCACUGUGCACAAAAAUUGUAAAAACAAAUCCAAAGAUAAAUUUGAUAUGAGUAUUGAAACCAGAAGCAUGACCGACCCGGAUUCACUUUGGCGCAGAAAGCAAUGUGGCCUUAAAUUUGGCCAUGUGAAUAAUUUAGGACGUUUUCAAAGUGAUUUGGAACGGGAACCUGAAUCAAGGAGCAAUUGGCGGUUAUCAAAAGCUAUGAAGCGAUUUGUGAACAAAAAAGAUGUUACUAAAGAAGAAAUAGCUUGGCAAGUGGCAGAAAUGAUUGUGAAAGACAUCACGAGUUUAACAUUAAACCAUGAAUUUAAUGAUGAUCCUAGUUGA
This is a messenger RNA of Ctenocephalides felis (cat flea), 1924 nucleotides long. RefSeq names its product A-kinase anchor protein 10, mitochondrial-like. The coding region runs from base 122 to 1924 and encodes 600 amino acids. NCBI's taxonomy places the organism in Eukaryota, Metazoa, Arthropoda, Insecta, Siphonaptera, Pulicidae. Gene Ontology annotation, cellular component: plasma membrane. The record is from RefSeq and is a predicted model, not a curated record. Gene Ontology annotation, biological process: intracellular protein localization. The transcript is spliced from 4 exons.